AUGUCACACGUCGUGGUGUUUAAUGCAGCGGCGAGGAGCCACAAGAUACCGACCACACCAGUGAAGUACCUGACGGAAGUUCGCGACGAGGCGUGUCAGAAGUUUGGCGUCAGCAAAGAGCAGUUCACACUGAAAUACAACAAUAAGCCCAUCUCGCUAUCCCAGCAGAUACGGCACGUGAACCUCCCGCAGGGCGCCCGAUUAGAACUCGUUCAAGCCUCCCGAUCACCCACAGUCAUUUCGGUAGCAUUGGGCCUCCCUUCGUCCGAGAAGAACGCGCGCUUAACGCAGAAGUUCGCCAGCAAUACUUCACUAUGGGAAUUGCUACGACAAUUCGAGAGCGGCCAGGGAGCCAACUACAACUUCACACAACGAGGUGUACCGGAAAUGAACGGAACGGGUACAGGCGCAGGCAGGCUGAACUAUGAAAUGCCCAUCAUCACAGUCAUGCCUGGUCAUAAAGAGUACGGCACAUUUGUGGAUUUGCAGAAGACCCUCAGCCAGUUAGGCUUCGAUAGUGGCAGCGCUUCGCUGCGAUUAAAUUUCAAGAACAGUGGUACGCCACUUGAGGAGGCGAUGGCGCAGAUCUCACAGUACUUCAAGAACGCGGAUCCUGCACCGAGUGGUGCUCAUUCGGGGAGUUCGGCACAAGCUGGCUCCAUUCCAGACUUAGAUACAGCAGCUCCUGAGGCAGCGACGACAGUUGCAGGUGAGACGAUACGAUCAGAGGAGCCGGACCCUUCGCCCAUGGAGGUGGAUCAGGAUCCAACUGCUGCCGAGCCCUCAAUAUCCGCAGUUGAUGGUCCAGCUCAGAUGCCUUCAAUACCCCCCGCUCCUUUUUCUCCACCUCCGCAGUCAGCACUGUCUCCGCAGGAGCCCUCCUCUUCGACGCUUCCCCGAAACAUACAAGUCUUCGCCGCCCCGACAUCCUCCACACCCCAAGCCGCCCGCCAGGCCUUCAACGAAGCAGACUAUCAGCCCUCCGUCGACCAACUGCGCGGCUUACAAGCAUCCUAUAAAGAGCGCUCCAAGAACACGCGCCUCCUCUCCGACAAGGAGCUCGAGGAACAAGAAAACGAGCGAAAGACCAAACUCGCUGCAACUGCCGACAAAGGCGGCAUCGUGCGCGUGCGCCUUCCCGACGGCGCAUUUGUCCAAUUUGCUGUUUCCAAGACUGAUAAUGCGGUUGACGUCUACGACUUCGUGACCAGCUGUCUUGAGCACAAAACCGAGCCUUUCCACCUGUCCUAUCGCGACGUCAAGGGCCAAUUUGUCGCUAUGGAUCGCGACUCCAAAUUGAUCUUUCACGAUCUCAAAUUCAGCAGUAAUGAGCUACUUACGUUCCGUUGGGACGAUGGCGCGAGUGCGGCUGUGAGAGGGAUGAAGCCUGUGCUGAGUAAGGAGUGGCAGCAGAAGGCUGCACCGUUGAGGGUUGAGGAGCCCGUAGUAAACGAAGCAGCGCAGGCUUCGACGUCUUCACAAGGCCAGACGUUGGGACAGGGGAAGCAGAAGAAGGAGUACUCGGCGGCGGAGAAAGAGAACAAGCUAAAAAGCUUAUUAAAUAAGAGCAUCUUCAAGAAGAAGUAG
Didymosphaeria variabile is the source of this 1587-nucleotide messenger RNA. RefSeq lists its product as uncharacterized. Lineage: Eukaryota; Fungi; Ascomycota; Dothideomycetes; Pleosporales; Didymosphaeriaceae. Gene Ontology annotation, molecular function: protein binding. The record is from RefSeq and is a predicted model, not a curated record. The coding region runs from base 1 to 1587 and encodes 528 amino acids. The transcript has 2 exons.